CAUCGUUUCUGGCAUAUACUGCAUAUACUUUAUAAUAAUCACUUACUCCAAUACAAAAGUAGCGUCAUGUCGGGGGCGCGCCUUAGCCACGCGCGCUCCCGUCGAGAGUGAGUGACAGCUGGUAGCUGGGCGCCCAACCGGUGUGUACCCACAUUAGCCGCUCGCCGCCUUUGGAGCCGGAAGCAUCGGCCACUGGGAUGAGGAGGGAGGUCUGAUUAUCCGCUUGGAGCAGGACGGUGGGGAAAAGGAGCAAAGACACACUCGUAAGGAACAAUAAAAUAGCUGGCAGGUGAAACGUCAUGGAGCAGCAGAGGCAGAGAGCUCUGUCCACGUCUGGGGAGUCGCUGUACGUCGUGCUGGGAGUGGACAAGAAUGCCACCACGGAGGACAUCAAGAAAUGUUACAGGAAACUGGCAUUAAAGUUUCACCCAGAUAAGAAUCCCGACAAUCCGGAGGCUGCAGAGAAGUUCAAGGAGAUCAACAACGCUCACUCCAUCCUGAGCGACAGCACCAAGAAGAACAUCUACGACAAGUACGGUUCUCUGGGUCUCUACGUGGCCGAGCAGUUUGGAGAGGAGAACGUCAACACCUACUUUGUUCUGUCCAGCUGGUGGGCCAAGGCCUUGUUUGUCUUCUGCUGCUUGUCCACUGGUUGCUACUUCUGCUGCUGUCUGUGCUGCUGCUGCAACUGCUGCUGUGGCAAAUGUAAACCUCGACCCCCCAUGGACCAGGAGCCCGAGUUCUACGUUUCCCCUGAGGACCUGGAAGCCCAGAUGACGGCCGACGAAAGAGACGGCACCAACGACCCCAUCAUGGUGCAGCCAUCCUUCGCCACAGAAACCACACAGCUCACUGCCGACGCUCACCACAGCUACAGAACGGACGCAUACUAGACACGUACGCACACGCACGGCCUGUCAGUGAUGCGUCACGUAGACGUAGCAGAAGUUGCACAACAGGAGCAGACAGAAGAUGAAGCCAUUGAAGAGACACAAGACGCUGUAUUGGCAGGGAAUUAUUUACACCUUCAUUUCCGCCUGAACAAGUUCACCUGUUGACACACACACCACACACACGGGGGCGGAGCCUGUCUCAGCUUGACCAGGGCCACUCUGGACACACACACACACACACAGUCACGCUGUUAUGCAAGAGGAAUAAGCAACAAGCCCCACGGGAAUGAAGCUGAGAGCUUGUGGUUGCACUCGUCCACUGUGCUGGACAAUCCAUCAUGAAGAAUUGUAUCAUUGAGUUCACCUCCAACGCUUUUUAUUCAUCAAAUUGUUUUAUUUUGGUGUCCCGGUCCUUCACGUCUUCCAAUUGAUCACCUUCAUGAAGCAGUCUUGUCUUCCACAUUCUUACAGCAUCCCACACUCGGCUCCUAACUGUACUCGUCCUCCAUUGAGUCUUGUGUGCGUGAUGUGACAUCACAUGACCAGACAUGGCGAUGUCUGCGGAGUCUUUUCCGUCCUCCACAAGCUUCUGUCCUCCAUCUUCCUCCAUGUUUGUCUCCAUCUAUAUUUCUAGCUAGCCUUCACCGUCAUCACUUUUCCACUUGUUUUGUGUGUAGUUGUUUGUGUCGUGGUGGUGGGACUGUCCAUGUGUUGUCCAUUGUCCUUUAGCUCGUCUGUGUGGUAAAAUCAAUGCUGGACUACGUUGUUGUUGGUCCACAACCAAAGCAGCUUUGGCAGUGCCAAGUCUGCACCAUGUUCACUUUUGACAACUUGGCCUAUUUCCCCAAUUUGUGGCCAGCGGGGGGCACCCGGCGUCUUUGUUUAAGUGGGAUGGUUUGUUUAUCAGUGUUCAGAGUGUUCCUGAAGUCUGAACACACCAGCAAAAAUGCAUCCAGUUUCCAAAUGAUAUUUUUAAUGUUAUAUAUAUAUAUAUAUAUAUAUAUACGUAUAUCUAUCUAUCCAUCCAUUUUUACGGCACUUAUCCUCACUCGAGGUACGGGGGUACGUUGGAGGCUGUCCCAGCUGACUUUGGCCAAUUGCAGGGCUCAUAUAAUCCCAUAUAAUGAUUUGCACUCAGAUUCCUACCGACAGACAGUUUACCAUUUCACCUAACGUGCAUAUUUUUGGAAUAUGGGAAAAUAUCAUUACAUUAGAAAUAAGAAAUAUAGCUAUUUAUUUUUAAUAAAUAAUAAUAACAUAAAUGUAUAAUUUCAUUUAUUACAAUAUAACUUAAUAAAUGUUUUUUUUUUAAUAAAUACAUAUUCUUUAUUUAUAAUUAAUUAAUUGUACUUUUAUUUACUUUAUGAAUAUAUUUUUAAUUUCCAGGAAUGGAACCCAUGCCCCCUCCCAUGAAAGGCAUGUCAAAAAAUGUUUGUGUAACAAAAAAAAUUCCAUUCAUCCAUUUCCCCCACUUACCCGAGGUUGGGUUCCCGGGGAAGCCCAGGCUUCCCUGCAACGUCCAGUUCCUACCAGCAGAUCCCAAGGCACUCCCAGUCUAGUUGAGAGGCCCAGUCUCUCCAACAUGUCUUGGGUCUUCUCCUCCCUCUUUGCCACUUGUGGCGGUGGAAUGGAUGGUGUGGGUGCGCCGUGCUGCGCCAGACUGCUCUGCUCACACAAGCUUUCACAAGUGCGCUGGCCACACUCCUUAGGAACACUCUACAAAAAUAGAUCCCCUUAUCUCAAAUAAAUUGUAGUUUUGUGUAUUAUAUGUACGUAUGUGUGCAGUAUGUGAAAUAUCCAGACUUUAUGGACGCCCUGUCUGCCAUUACUUGAGGAAACGGAUGAUUGACGAAUCCAAACUACUGAAACGUUUGUAAUAUACACACACACACACACACAUAGUUGUAUGUGUUGAGUUUGACAGCUUUUGGUUGGGUCCGAGACAAGUGGGCCCCCUCGCCACACACACACACACACCAGUUCUGCCCCCAAUGCCCGGCACAAGAUACUCCUUUGUCAACGGCCCUGCUGGCGAGCUUGCAAAAGUAAACAUCUUCACUCAUCAUGCAGAGCUUCUCUCAGGGAUACUGCAGUUUAAAAAUAGUUUCUUUCCAGUCAUCUGCACUUCCUGUUUGACAGAUUUCACCUUCCUUUUGUGUCAUCCAUGGUAGGUUGAUAGUGUUGAGACACGCUCAUAGCGCUCUGUCAAAGCCAAACAGACCAAACGAUGGAAAUCACAGUUGAGAUGCUCUCUUUCAUGGUGAGAAAAAAGAUUGAAGUGUGGAUGUAGUGAGCAGAUGAAGCGUUGUUCUAUUUAUUUUUCUUAACCUUUGAAUUAACGGCUACACGAGAUGUAUAGAAUUUUAGAAGCCAAAACCAGCGAAACGUUGUUCUUUUAGCUUGCAGACUUAAAUAAGAAUAAGUCGUUCUAAUAAACAUUUUCAAUGCUUUA
Messenger RNA from Doryrhamphus excisus (bluestripe pipefish), 3345 nucleotides. It is a transcript of the gene dnajc5ab, whose product is annotated as DnaJ (Hsp40) homolog, subfamily C, member 5ab. The record is from RefSeq and is a predicted model, not a curated record. Gene Ontology annotation, biological process: regulation of synaptic vesicle cycle. Gene Ontology annotation, cellular component: membrane; intracellular membrane-bounded organelle; presynapse. NCBI's taxonomy places the organism in Eukaryota, Metazoa, Chordata, Actinopteri, Syngnathiformes, Syngnathidae.